Messenger RNA from Naegleria gruberi, 1916 nucleotides. RefSeq names its product RasGEF domain-containing protein. Bases 1 to 1881 code for a protein of 626 amino acids. Gene Ontology annotation, molecular function: guanyl-nucleotide exchange factor activity; protein binding. The record is from RefSeq and is a predicted model, not a curated record. The transcript has a single exon. NCBI's taxonomy places the organism in Eukaryota, Heterolobosea, Eutetramitea, Acrasida, Naegleriidae. Gene Ontology annotation, biological process: small GTPase-mediated signal transduction.
AUGAUUUCAUCAAAACAACAACAUGAUCGUGAUGAUGCUAUUGAAAGAGUGGGUGUAAUUGUGGAUCAAAUUCCUGAGGAAAUACUUGCUACGAUUUCAUCGUAUUUGGACUUGAAAACAAUUGGAUAUUGUAUGAAUGUUUCUAAUAGAUGGAGAUUAUCAAUUUUGAAGCAUUUGAGAAUUUGUUAUCCGUAUAGUCAAAAGAAGGAUGUAAUUACAUUUGUUUCAAAGGAGGUACUUCAUUUGGAUUCUUUUAGACAGGUUAACAAGUUUUGGUUGGGUGUCAAUGAAUGUGUUGCAAUUGAUUUAAUUUCUAAAGGGAAGGAAACAUUUAUUGGUGGCUCUGUUCAUAAUUUAUUGGAAAGGUUAAUUGAUGCAGUGAAUGAAUCGGAAAUGUCAGAUUCAGAUCUUUUUGAAUUGUCAAUGAUUUCAAGUGCUGUAAUUGGCGGGUUCAGUGGCAGUUUGGAUUUCAUGUCAAAUCAACAACGUACCAGUGCAUUGAAUGGUAGUUUACAGAGUAAUGUUUCCUCUCCUACUCCUCCAGGUCCUUUGCUUGGUUCACCAACUGGAGUUGGUAACAUGUUCACACCUGGUUCACCAACAAAUGGCGACAUUGAUACUUCUAAUGAGACUAUCAUUGAGGCCCAUUCAUUCCAGAGAACAUUUUUCAAAACUUUUGAAUCAUUCAUGACGAAAUCUAACUUCCUUAGAAUGUGUUUCACUCAUUUGAUUGAUUUGGAUAAUCAACAAGUAGAGUUUAAAGAAAAUGAAAAGAGAAGAAAGAUUAUCAAGCUGAUGCAAGUUUUGAACAUGUUCGUUCACUAUUGUAUCAGAAUGGAUCCUAGAGAUGAGGAAAAUGAUGACUUGAUUGUAAUGCAAUUGUCUCAAUUUUUAGAUACCUAUUUGAUUAAUAGUGUGUCAUUGGAGGAGAAUAACACAAAUGUUCUCAAUUCUGUAAAGUAUAUCAAGGGCGUUCAAGUGAAACAUCAUUUGUACAACAAAUUAGUAGCAUUGGAAGAGUUGAGAAAGAAGAGACAAUUCAAAAUUGUCAAUCCACUUUCUUCAUCCUCACUGAAGCCUCAAGAUAUUAAUCGAGAAGUUAAUAUUUAUACAAUAGGUCAAGAAGCUCUUGCAGCACAAUUGACCAUUCUCGAGAUGGAACACUAUAGAAAUUUGAGAUCGUUUGAAUUUGUUGGAUUUCCAUGGAGAAAGACACCAAACAAGUGCCCUUCCAUCAUUCUCAACAAUAAGCACUUUGAAAAUGUUGCCAGAUGGGUUGCCAAUGAAAUUGUCCAACCUAAAACAGUUGAAGAAAGAGCCAAGGCCUUUAAAUUCUUUAUUGAUAUUUGCGUGAAUCACUUGUCGAGUUAUCAAAACUUUGGAACAAUAUUUGCCAUAUCAGCAGGCUUAAUGUCUGCCUCAGCCUUCCGUCUGAAACUCACAAGACAAGAGGCAGGCAGUGAAUAUGAGGAAAAAUUGGAAAAUCUCAGAGAAAUUGUCAGUUUGAGAGCUAACUUUAGAGUUUUGAGAGGUAUAUUAGAUUCUCUCAGAUCUGAAGCUUGUAUACCCUACCUGGGCAUGUUCUUGAGCGAUUUGAAAAAUCUCCACGAUUCUUCCAAUCAAUUGAGAAAAUACGUUGAAAAAUCCAAAGAGCUCAAUGAGCAAGGUAUUACUUGUGUCAAUUGGUUUGUCAUUCAGAGAGAAUAUCAAAUAGUUCAUCAACUCAUGUAUUGGAAACAACUUUUUGAGGAUAAAUAUUUGAAUACACUUCAAAAGGAUGAAGUCAUUCAACUCCGUUUAGAUCAAUACCUCAAUCAAUCGAAAGGUUUUGAUGAAUUAUAUCAAGUUAGUUUGAAACGAGAACCAAGAAAUAAUAAUUGAGGUGACUUUGUAAAAUAAAUCAUGAUGUAUUAAAA